Molecule: messenger RNA, 1567 nt
Organism: Aspergillus candidus
Lineage: Eukaryota; Fungi; Ascomycota; Eurotiomycetes; Eurotiales; Aspergillaceae
Gene: pmi1
Product: mannose-6-phosphate isomerase pmi1
Exons: 5
Coding region: 119-1504 (461 amino acids)
Biological process (GO): GDP-mannose biosynthetic process; carbohydrate metabolic process
Cellular component (GO): cytosol
Molecular function (GO): zinc ion binding; mannose-6-phosphate isomerase activity
Source: RefSeq, a predicted model, not a curated record
AAUGAUGCCACUCCCAGAUCAUUCUUUCUCUUGUUUCUUCUUUUACCCUCCCUCUGGAUAAUCCCAUAUCGGUCCUCGACGGAAUUCCUCUUUGAUUCACCCCGGAGCUCUAUACACAAUGCAGGUGCCUUUGCUUCGGCUUCAAUGCGGCGUCAACAGCUAUGACUGGGGCAAGGUUGGCCCCGAGUCCGCCGCUGCGAGAUAUGCGGCCACCACGGCGACCCCCGACUUUUCCAUCGACGCCGAGAAACCGUACGCGGAGUUGUGGAUGGGCACGCAUCCUUCCCUCCCGUCCAAAGACCUCGAGACUCAGCGCACCCUCCUCGACAUGGUCCAAGACAAUCAGGCUCUCAUGUCGACGGAGGUGAGCCAGAGAUACGAGAAUAAGCUUCCGUUCUUGUUCAAGGUGCUGUCGAUCAGGAAAGCGUUGAGCAUCCAGGCGCAUCCGAACAAGAAACUCGCUCAAAGGCUUCACGCCAGAGAUCCCCAGAACUACCCCGAUGACAACCACAAGCCGGAAAUGACCAUUGCCAUCACGCCCUUCGAGGGUCUCUGUGGCUUCCGUCCGUUGCAGGAGGUCUCCCACUUCCUCAACGCAGUGGCACCUCUGCGUCAGUUGGUCGGCGAACAGGCGGCCGCCCAGUUCGAGUCGGCAGUCAAGGGCUCGGAAGACUCGGAGGAUGUUGCGGUCGUGCAGCGCAACAAGGAUGCGCUGCGCGCAGUCUUCACGGCGCUGAUGAACGCCUCGCCGGAAAGCAUCGAGACGGCCGCCAAAGAGCUGGUGGCCGCCGCGGAAGGCUCCCCAGCUACUUUCGCUACCUCCGCGACCACCCCGGAGACGAACCCGAGUGACCCGGCCAAGCUGGCCGCGAUCGCCGUUCGCCUCAACAACCAAUUCCCGAACGAUAUCGGCCUCUUCGUCUUCUUCUUCCUCAACUUCGUCGAACUGGCCCCCGGCGAGGCCAUGUUCCUCAAGGCCGACGACAUCCACGCGUAUAUCUCCGGCGACAUCAUCGAGUGCAUGGCGUCAUCCGACAACGUGGUUCGGGCCGGGUUCACCCCCAAGUUCAAAGACGUCGACACGCUCACCGAGAUGCUGACCUACUCUUACGCGCCGAUCGAAGCACAGAAGCUGGAACCCACAGACUAUCCCUACGCCGUGCUGAACGUCCCCGCUUACUCGAGUGCCUCAUCCUGCAUGCUCUACGACCCCCCUAUUGAGGAGUUCAGCGUGGUCAAGACGGACCUCUACCGGACUGGGGCCAAGGCGACCUUUGACGGUCUGGCCGGCCCCAGUAUCGUGAUCUGCACCGGUGGCAGCGGAAAGAUUACCGUGGGCCACAAGACGGAGGAGAUCCGCGAGGGCUAUGUGUUCUUCGUGGGUGCCACCGCUGAAUGCGCCAUUGAGAACACGGGGACGAAGCCAGAUGAGGAGAACGCCUUCACCACUUUCAAGGCAUUUUGCGAUUUGACGGGCAAGGAGGAUAUGGUCAAUGGACACUAGACAGUAGUCCGGGUUCAAUAUAUCUUCUUUCUACCCUAGCAAAGAUAAAAAUAAAUCUCACAG